GCGGCGGGCGCAGGCCAUGCGCUGCCCCCCCCAGCGCGCAACGUCGCCGGAGCGCGGCAGCUGCCCUGGCGCGCCUUGCUUGUCCAGGGAGCCAGCGAGGCCGGGCUGGGGCGGCCCGGCGCGGGAGUACCGCGGGGAGUACCGGCUGGAGUAGCGCGGGGGCGGUGGCCCAGCGCCCCGAAGUUUGCCGCGCCCGCUCGGGCGGCCGAGGUUUGCUUUUUUGAAAAGGCUCCAGGCUUCGGCUUGGAAAAUCCAACCGCCAAGAUUGAGCCCAGCAGCUGGAGCGGCAGCGAGAGCCCUGCCGACAACAUGGAGAGGAUGAGUGACUCGGCAGAUAAGCCGAUUGACAACGACGCGGAGGGGGUCUGGAGUCCCGACAUUGAGCAGAGUUUCCAGGAGGCCCUGGCUAUCUAUCCGCCCUGUGGGAGGAGGAAAAUCAUCUUAUCAGACGAAGGCAAAAUGUAUGGUAGAAAUGAAUUGAUAGCCAGAUACAUCAAACUGAGGACGGGAAAGACAAGGACUAGGAAGCAGGUGUCUAGUCACAUUCAGGUUCUUGCCAGAAGGAAAUCUCGUGAUUUUCAUUCCAAGCUAAAGGUAACAAGCAUGGAUCAGACUGCCAAGGACAAGGCCCUGCAGCACAUGGCUGCCAUGUCAUCAGCCCAGAUCGUCUCAGCUACUGCCAUCCACAACAAGCUGGGGCUGCCUGGGAUUCCCCGCCCCACCUUCCCGGGGGGCCCGGGGUUCUGGCCUGGGAUGAUACAGACAGGACAGCCAGGAUCCUCACAAGACGUCAAGCCCUUUGUGCAGCAGGCCUACCCCAUCCAGCCAGCAGUCACAGCCCCCAUUCCAGGGUUUGAGCCUGCAUCAGCCCCAGCUCCCUCAGUGCCUGCCUGGCAGGGCCGAUCCAUUGGCACAACCAAGCUUCGCCUGGUGGAAUUCUCAGCUUUCCUUGAGCAGCAGAGAGACCCAGACUCGUACAACAAACACCUCUUCGUGCACAUCGGGCAUGCCAACCAUUCUUACAGCGACCCGUUGCUCGAAUCCGUGGACAUUCGUCAGAUAUAUGACAAAUUUCCUGAAAAGAAAGGUGGCUUGAAGGAACUGUUUGGAAAGGGCCCUCAAAACGCCUUCUUCCUUGUCAAAUUCUGGGCGGACUUAAACUGCAAUAUCCAAGAUGACGCCGGGGCCUUUUAUGGUGUGAGCAGUCAGUACGAGAGUUCUGAAAACAUGACAGUUACCUGUUCCACCAAAGUGUGCUCCUUUGGGAAACAAGUAGUAGAGAAAGUAGAGACAGAGUAUGCGAGGUUCGAGAAUGGCCGAUUCGUGUACCGAAUAAACCGCUCACCAAUGUGUGAAUAUAUGAUCAACUUCAUCCACAAGCUUAAACACCUACCAGAGAAAUAUAUGAUGAACAGCGUUUUGGAAAACUUCACCAUUUUAUUGGUGGUAACAAACAGGGAUACACAAGAGACUCUGCUCUGCAUGGCCUGUGUGUUUGAAGUAUCGAAUAGUGAGCAUGGAGCACAGCAUCACAUCUACAGGCUUGUAAAGGACUGAACCGGUUAUUUAUAAAGAGAGAUAUCUGUAUAUACACACACAUACGUGCACACACACACUCUCCAUUAUCGAACGACUGACUGUAAACCUCACCACACAGGGUGCUACCCUGGCCCUCCCCUGGGUCCCACCCUGACCUUUCUAAAUCCUGUUCGAGUGAACUUAUUUUUUUCCAUGUGUUCAUGCUAUCACUGUAGCUGUGAAGUUGUGAUGCAGUUUUUUUGUGUAUUCCUCAGAUCUGCAAACCACAAUCCCUUGGGGAAGGUGAAUCUUACCAGCCUAAGCUAAGCCUCUCUGCAGACCUGUUUCAUGUUGUGGUAGAAAAUACUGAGGCAGAGGAUUGGCCACGGGGCAUUGACUGCCUUUAUACAAAUGUAUUUAGUUCUUUUUUGUUUUUCCAACAUAAAAUUCUUGUUUUAAGAUACAAGUAAAAUUAAUCUUUAAAUAUAAAUGUAAAUUAGUACAGGAAAACUAAGAUUCUUUAGACUUAUCUUUGUAACUAAUUAGGGUGGAAGUUAUGGAAGAAUGUAAUUCACUAAAUUAUUUUUUAAAUGAAAUCUUUCUUUCUUUUUAAAA
Messenger RNA from Rattus rattus (black rat), 2133 nucleotides. RefSeq names its product TEA domain transcription factor 1 (gene Tead1). Gene Ontology annotation, molecular function: RNA polymerase II cis-regulatory region sequence-specific DNA binding; DNA-binding transcription factor activity, RNA polymerase II-specific. NCBI's taxonomy places the organism in Eukaryota, Metazoa, Chordata, Mammalia, Rodentia, Muridae. Bases 310 to 1557 code for a protein of 415 amino acids. Gene Ontology annotation, cellular component: transcription regulator complex. The record is from RefSeq and is a predicted model, not a curated record. Gene Ontology annotation, biological process: hippo signaling; regulation of transcription by RNA polymerase II; embryonic organ development. The transcript has 13 exons.